Nycticebus coucang (slow loris) is the source of this 872-nucleotide messenger RNA. RefSeq names its product 60S ribosomal protein L30-like. The transcript has a single exon. The annotation marks the transcript as partial. Lineage: Eukaryota; Metazoa; Chordata; Mammalia; Primates; Lorisidae. The record is from RefSeq and is a predicted model, not a curated record. Gene Ontology annotation, molecular function: structural constituent of ribosome; RNA binding. Gene Ontology annotation, cellular component: cytosolic large ribosomal subunit.
ACAAAAAAAAAAAAAAAAAAGUCGCUGGAGUCGAUCAACUCAAGGCUCCAGCUCAUUAUGAAAAGUGGAAAGUAUGUGCUGGGUUACAAGCAGACUUUGAAGAUGAUCAGACAAGGCAAAGUGAAAUUGGUCAUCCUCGCCGACAACUGCCCAGCUUUGAGGAAAUCUGAAAUAGAGUAUUAUGCCAUGUUAGCUAAAACUGGUGUUCAUUACUGCAGUGGCAAUAAUAUUGAAUUGGGCAUAGCAUGUGGAAAAUACUACAGGGUAUGCACACUGGCCAUCAUUGAUCCAGGUGACUCUGAUAUCAUUAGAAGCAUGCCAGAACAGACUGGUGAAAAGUAAAUCAUGUACAUUUUUUCUUUAAUAAAACUUGCUAGAGCUUGUUUAAAAAAAAAAGUGUCAAAAUGUUAAACAAAUGGAAGGUAGUUCAAUAGAACGGAGUUUAUUCCUUUAUAAAACCUGCCUCAACCCAAAGACUCCAAGAAAAAAAAUUGAGAGAAAAGACUGCAGAGCAUCCCCUUGGCAAGAGUAAGAAUUUUCCACUACCACUUGCCCUAAGGGCAUUGACAUACCUCAUCAGGGAAAUAUCACUAGAUGUGAUCAUCAGAACAGCAUUGCCUGCUCCUCUAGCACAAAACCCUCUGUCUGGAAUUCACAGAAAUCUGUGGAUAAAGGGAAAUUGUUAUGUCUUAGUUUAAAAAAUAUUUGGUAGAUCUUAACUCCUUAGGGAACCUGCUUCCUAAUAGUGUCAAUCCUAAAUUGACUCUGUUACCAAUAAAAAGAAUGAAGCUGAGUCACACAGAGUGGGUUAAACAAACCUUUUCAUUGAUUGUGCUUCUGUGAGCAAGACUCCUGAGUUCCUCUGUAUAAAG